AACACCCCCUCCACUGAGUGACUUGAAGCGAUACUCCUCACCUGGACAACCGGAGCACAUCAAAAGUACACGUGCAAGGGUGGAUGUGACAAUGACCUCUGAAGUCCAGUUCAAAGCUACUGACCACCCUCGUACGGUGGCUAUCUGGACGGCCGGGGGUGUCAGCUCAACGCUACCUGUAAUCAAUCACCUGCUUCACCUGUGAAACUACUUCCCUGACAAAUCAGCUGAUUAUACAUGACAUCACCAUGACCUCAGCAGGUCACGUGUUCGUGUUGACUGCGCUGAUUCAGUCCGCGGUACAUGUUCAUACAUCUGACGUCACUCCAUCUUGUAAUUACACCCUCACGACCACCCGUGGGGUGAUCCGCUCCCCCAACUACCCCCACCCCUACCCUGGCGGGGUAACAUGCCAGUGGCACAUUAGUGUUGCUAAUUAUGUUAACGUCAGCGGUGUGACUAUAGCCAUUAAACACUACUCAACACAAGAAACCAACUCAGCCGCGUUGUUUGAAGAGGAACUUCUAAUAUAUGAAGAAAACCCCUCUUUUCCGAACGCGACGCCAAAUGUUUACUCGGAGCGCGAUGAUGUUUACCAAUCACAACAACGCGAGCUCUGGCUGAGGUUUUCAUCUGCUCCAAACAUCGGAAUUAGAAGACCGGGACAGAACUUUCUUGGCUUCGACAUCCUGUACAGUGCUGUUAUUCUGGGAGACAGCUGCCCAUCUCGCGAUAAUCCCGUUACUCCUUUAAAUGCAUCCCUUGUUGGCAAUAGUACUGUGGGGUCGGUCAUCUCCUAUAGCUGUACCCCUGGCUUAAGGCUUGACGGGGCUCGUGUGACUGUAUGUGUGUUGGGCGAGUCGGGCCAACCCACGUGGUCCGACCCCGCCCCUUUGUGUUUGGACACAUGCAAACUACCAACGAUACCAAACGGGAACACGCGAUAUUCCGAUUUAAAAAUCAAUUCAACCUUAACAUUUUUCUGUGAUUCUCCAUAUAUUGUUAAAGGAGGGGAUACGGUUAAAUGCAUUCUUGAUAACGGUGAAACCCCAGCAUGGAACAGAACGACUCUGCAAUGUGAAAUUCCUGAUUGUUCUAACAGAGUGGUUCUCACACAGUGGAGUGGAGUUAUAGUCAACCCGGGUUACGCGACAAGUGUUAUCAACGCCGGCGAGAGCUGUAGUUGGCAGGUCGUUGCUGACGUCGGUCGCAUCAUUCACCUUUCGUUUCUAUACUUCGACCUGCCCCUUGGGAGCUCGCUAGAAAUCACAGACACAGGGGGCGAGAGAAGGCUGAUUUUAGGGUUAGUGGGUGGAGGGGCAUCUCAAAAUGUCACCAGCCUCACAAACGCAGUUGAAAUAGUGUACCAUGGUCCUGCUAGCAACUCCAGCGCUCACCAAGGCUUCUACAUACAGUAUCAGAUGGGAUCUCUCAUGAUGCUGGGACAGGAGGACCGUGGGGGUUCCAGGACCCCCAUUCUCCCUCCGAUCACAACACCGCAGGUGACGACCACAAAGACGGUGACGACGUACGUUGACGACGGCAGUGGGACGGUGAAGAUAGCCGCAGGGGUGGGUGUGCCCGUGUUCAUCUGUCUGAGUGUCCUGCUGGGCUUGUAUCUCUGGUACAGGAAGAAGUACCCCGUGAGGAUGAUUAUAGGCCGAGAGUUCGGCAAGUUCUACAACCCCGAAUAUGCCACGAAGGGCGCGUCGACUCUCACGCUUGUCCGAGAUGACGCUGACGACUUCUUCAAGACUGCUUCUCGGGCUACGUCUAGCGUGAGUUUGGUCAUAGAUAGAGAAAGCGGCCCUCACUAUGUUAAUGUGGCUUUCAGAAAGGACCAUGAAGGGUUGACGUCUAGCGAGCUCGAUGACUUGGAGCAGCAGCCAGUUGAUCAGGACGCUGAAGAUAGGGAGCUGAUGAAGCGGAAGAGCUAUCUCUUUAGUCAUAUGGAUACGUUCGAUGGGGAUGCGGACAGCAGGAAGGGGGACGAUUCUUCCAGCGAGUCAGAUUCUGCGUCCCACAGCGAUAAAAGUCAGACGUCCAGAAGAGCUCAGGAUGUUGUUGCAACCGUUGAACAGGAACAAGGACAGGAACAAGAACAUGAUGUAAAGAUUGAGUCCAACACGUCUCAAUCCGAUGACUCGAGUACGAUCGGUUCUCAGUUAAAUAACCAUUUUCCGUUUCGAAAAAUGUCGCUGUCUGCUUUGAUUGAACGAUCUAGAGAAAGACGAGCAUUCACGAACGAGGAGCCGAGAUCUAGAAGACUUUCCUAUGACGCUAGCAUGUCCGCAAGAGGGCGGUCGCUGUCUGCUAAAACGCCAGGCGAGGUGACCUUGGAGGCAGAGAAGCUGACGGCUUUAUUGAAUAUGUCUAAAAGUGGUUGGGGUCGGUCAAUAUCUGACGAGGAAGAGGAAGGACGCGUGUCUCAAGUACCAGAUAACAUACCUGACCAUGAAGGCGAAAUACCAAACAGAUUAAGCGACAAUGAGGAAAAUCAGGUUGGAUACGAGAAUGUAAGAGGUACGGGUGGUGACGGUGUUCACACUAUGGCGGGAAGGGAGGUUAUACAUGACUAUGAAAAUGUGAGUAUUCCUCCCGAUUCUUCGGUCGUAACUAUCCAAGAAAACAAACAUGAACCCGAUGAAGAAGUAAAUACCCCAAAUGGAGUCUAUGAAGAUGUAGUUGUGACAGAGAGGCGAUCUAGCGACGGGGGGUUGCAUCAAGUUGAAAGUGCAAGGAAGCAAGGUUCUGACACUGAAGAGGGGGUCUCUAGGGGUAAAGAUGAAUCGGGUGCAGACUCUUCUGGAAAGGAGGAAACAGAUUUAGUGACAUCUGACGCCAAGGUUGCACAGCAAUAUCCAAGUGUUCCUGAUUCCGAGAAGGAUUCUUUUGUGAAGGAUGAACUAGAUUCAGUGACCUCUGUCCCAAAGAAUGAUUCUGAGAAGGAAUCUUUCGUGAUGGAUGGUGUAGGUUCAGUUGGACCAAGCGACUCACGUUAUUCUGUUACGGCUCCUGGUCAAGUCUCUGGCCUACCUGAAAGAAGUAGCAUAGUGACGCCUGACAGAAUGCCUGAGGAAGGCGCAGAUUCAUUAGAUGGUGACGACACCGCAGGGGUAGAGGUCCAUGUGAAGACGACAUCAUUGACAGAUCCAACUCCUCCAGAGUCAACAUCUUCUCGGGAAUUUGACGGAGCAGAUAGAACAAAGGAAGAUGUUCCUCAUACUCAUCUUGAACACUUUAAAAGAGCCAGUGCUGAAUCCGACAUACCGUCUCACACAUCAGCUCGUUUACAUCAGACUUCCCGGGAAAACGCUGAUGCUGACGAAAGUGUACUACUAGUGUCAGGCUCAUUCCAUGAUGGGGAGAAACAGGACGGAAGUGUUGAUUUUAGACCAGCGUCAAGUAGUUUCAAAGAAGAUCAUUCAGAAGAUGACUCAAAAGAUGGUAGUGUUAGCGAGUCAUCAGCUUCUAGUGAUGUUUCCGGGUGUUAUGAUUUUGGUAACGUCGUUCAGAAAUCAGAUGAUGAAGAUGAAGAUGAAGAGGCGAAUGGGGAAAGGGAUAUAAACAUCGCUCACCAAACCACAAAAAGCAAUACUGAUUCACCAGAUGGUGUCGUAUCUUUCAAACAAACAGAGGACGACGAGGAUCAGUCAAGUGUUGUGUCUGGUUUUGAGCCGAAGAAAGAAGGUGGAAUAAAUCUGGAUACAAGCUCCUUGUCCUCCCUGGAUCCUUCCUUGUUGGAUACAUCAGUAGAAUUGUCCAGUUCAUCAACAGAGAGCCCUCUUCCCCAGACGCGCAUCUCACAUCCCCCUACCUCAUCCGACCAGCCCAAGAAGGUGCCGGCGCCUGUGUUUACUAUCGGGGAUGACGACGACGACACCCACAGCGACGCCUCAAGCGAGUCCGAGGACGAGGACAAGCCCAGGGCGACGGCCAGCAACAUCAGGAACUCGAUCAACACGAUGCCUGGAAUUGAGGAAGAGUCAGACAGCGAUGAGGGGCGGUCAAGAUCUUACAACAUCAGCGGGGUGGGUGAUGACGUGAGUGAUUCUGGUGAGGAGGAAGAGGAGGGGUUAAAGUUCACGGACGAUGACCUGCUGGCUGAGCUGUCUGACGGCUCCAGUAGUGACGGUCGAGAAAGGAGUGAUAGUUCACAAAAUGUCAAAGUCACGCCAGGCACGUUUGUUUUCGGGGAACCUGACGAUGAUGUUGAUGUGUGAUAGUGUAAUCAGUUAUGCUGCGUGUGUACUGUGUCUGAUGCUUAGUUUUCUUCGUAUGUGGACAAGAUUGUGAGUUCGUUGGACGUGUGAAGAUAUCACUUGCAACAUUCAUUCAAGGGUGAAGGGAACAAAAUGGUGCCAGCUGAAUAACAGUGCCAUACUGAACGCUGGGAUGUUCUAGUUCCCAGUUACGCAUGUGAAACACAACAGGAUUGGAUGCAGGUACCACACUGACCACUGGAGUGUGUUCCAGCUCUCAGUCAUCUCUGUGAAACCACACGCAUGGAUAUAACAGUAAGCACGGCUUGAAAUUAACAUAAUUCCACUAGUCCGAGACUAGUAAAAUUCAAGAAGGAGUCGUUCUUGCAGAGUAGUGAAAAUAAUAAUUAAUUUCUAACCUUGGUAAGGGAAUUUGUAUAAUUUGUUCUGACAAACAUGUUUGGCCUAAGGUUUAACUCACUCUAAAACAGUGCUGUCUGUCCUAUUACACAAUGGUUGGGCUUGUUUCGGAUAUAAAACAGUUGCAUGUCUUGAACCAGUGGCACACAAUGUGUUAGAUCAGAGUAAAACGUAUCUAGUAUUUCUACUGGUUGUGUUUUGCGUGCGUAUAAAAUUCUCGCCCAAACACGUCCUUCCCUUUAAACGUGUUCCCUUCCUUCUUUCCAUGAGUAUAUCAAAUUAUAUACUAGUAUAUAAUUACAGAUCCUAUUAAUCUACUGUGUUAUACGACGUGUGAUGUUUUGCAUUGUGCCUAAUGCGUUAAUCUAAUGAGAGUUUCAUGUAAUUAGUAUUUUUUCACUUACUAUAUCUAUUUUCACAUUUGAUAUAUUAUUUCAAGGGCGUUUCUGACUAAGAUGGGAAAACCUGUUAUCAUCAAUGUCAUGUUAAUGGGGAUAGUACGAUGCACUGGAUAUUCAUACACGUGAUCGAAGUCUACAACAGACACGCCCUUUUCUAUAAGUACAGUAUGUGAAUUGGGUUGGUUUAUGUGCUUAAUGUUGAAGAUAUGUAGGAAGUAUUACCUAUGUUGAUUGUUUAAUGUUGAUAGAAGAACCAACGAGCUACGUCGAAUGACGGAUCUGAUCAAGGGAAUAUCACCCAUUGCUGAUUAGUGAUUAGUCGUAUUGCAUCAUUGUUGAAAAUAACAUUUGACGUCGCGUUCAUACAGUUUUGUCACUCGCUCUAUAAAGGUUCAUACUCCAAUGAACUCACACAAACUGAAAGUCAAUUAAUUGAUAACAUUACGUCAUCCGAACAGUAGGUUGACUUAGUGAAGUUUCACUGUAGGGCUGACUUUUCGUACACAUUCUUCAUUUUCCUUCUUAAGAUGACAAAGUCUGAUAUAUAGAAAAAUUUAAAGGCUCGAAGCUACACUUUCGGCAGAUAAUCCGUCAUUUCCAUGUACCUCGCUGGUUGUUCUCCAAUGAAUUCCUGUGUGAAUCCUUCAGGGGAGGUCUGUCUCAGUGUGAACGUAUUGUUGAAUAAUGUUGAUUAUAUAUUUUAUAAAGCGAAGGCGAAGUAGUGAUGAAUGCCUGCAUUUAGACAUUCAGAGGGGACGGGGGUAGUUGGCCUACUGGUUAAAGCGUUCGCUCGUCGCGCCAAAGAUCCGCGUUUGAUUCCCCGCGUUGGUACAAUGUGUGAAGCCCAUUUCUGGUUUUCCCCCGCCGUGAUAUUGCUGGAAUAUUGCAAAAUGCGGCGUAAAACCAUACUUCCUCCCUCAUUAUACAUCCAGACUCCGACUUUCUCUGCCCUUAAAGGUAUCCAUUGAGAGCUUAUUAAAAGCGCUGUUUAAUGCCAAAACGAGACUUGCGUGAGUUAUAGCGUCGCGGGGCUAGUCUGCCCGUAAGUCCUUGUUUUGGAAGAAACGUUCAAUCUAAGACGUAUAUACGUCUUUGGUUCAAACAAGGUGUUGUAGAGGUUUAACACUGGUAACGUGUCCGAAAAUUGUAUUAUAUCUAGGCCAUGUGUCAUUUUGAGUCUGCCAGCCUUUGGAUAUAGCUCAAUGACCUCCUUUAAUUCCCUAUCGCCCGAAGUACAUCUAACUAAAUGUAUAAGCAUGGGGAAAUGGACAGAGAAAUGUGGAACUUAAAUCUUACGCGGAUCCGAAGUGGCCCAGUGGUGUCCGUCGCCGAUAUCCAUGUGCAUUGCUUAUUGGUUCCAUAUUCGGCAGUGCGUGGGUUCGAAUCCCAGAUGGCCCAAUGUGUAUCCUUGGUUUGUCAGUACCAUACCCGUACAGAGUGGUACACGUCUACGCCCUGCAUCAUUCGGUCUUUCCUCUCACAUUAAUCUGACACGCCAUGAUAGAACUCAAAUACUGUUCAGAGUGGCGUUAGACUCACUCACUCAUAUGUUAUGCGUGUUCAAAGCGGCGCUAAACUAAACUCGCUCACUAGUCCACGCUAAAAGAAUAAGCACGAUGAUUUUGCACGUUGCUAUAAAAGUUGGUCAACAAAGAUAUUUGUAGCUCAUAGGACAAAGGUUACAAAGCCCUGUUUAGUUUCUC
Molecule: messenger RNA, 6726 nt
Organism: Haliotis rufescens (red abalone)
Lineage: Eukaryota; Metazoa; Mollusca; Gastropoda; Lepetellida; Haliotidae
Product: dentin sialophosphoprotein-like
Exons: 3
Coding region: 249-4223 (1324 amino acids)
Source: RefSeq, a predicted model, not a curated record